Molecule: messenger RNA, 2412 nt
Organism: Ornithodoros turicata
Lineage: Eukaryota; Metazoa; Arthropoda; Arachnida; Ixodida; Argasidae
Product: membrane metallo-endopeptidase-like 1
Exons: 1
Coding region: 1-2412 (803 amino acids)
Biological process (GO): protein processing
Cellular component (GO): plasma membrane
Molecular function (GO): metalloendopeptidase activity
Source: RefSeq, a predicted model, not a curated record
AUGGAGGCGUUUCCUGUGGGCCGCAAGAGUCUCCCACGACAGAAAAUGGCGGCGCGCUGCAGGUCCUUAGACCAUUACGCCGUGUCCGGGGUUUACCAGGCCCAGAGAUCGACCAACAAAGGUUACCUAAGGGAGGUCGCACGCGACCUGAAGUCCAUCCCGGUCCUCUUGUUACUGGGGAACAUCUUCCCCUUUGUGCUACUUAUUAUCUGUCCCAGUAUCCUCAGUUAUGUGUUGGGACACCCAACGACGACAUCACAGAGUGGUAUAGAACAUGUUACGCAACCCAUUGUUGAAGUCAUCCGGGAACGACGACGGGAUGACGCCAUCCCGCCUUGCAGCAGCGUCUGGGAUCGUGUGUGUACCGGAUGGAUCACAGCUUCUGAACCGAUGUACCGGAAACUGAUCCUUGGUUCGGCAGACCUCUACGUCGAGGACAUGUACAAAGACACGCAGAAAACCCAUUUGACCAUGAGCGUGGCAACUCGUACUCCAAACGCAAUGCAGAAGGCUUUUGUCUUCUACCAGAGCUGCAUUCGGCACAGAAUGGAAGUGGAAGGCACAUUGGAUGAACUAAGGUUAUUGUUCAUCGGGUACUCUCUGAGGGGCUGGCCGAAUGAAUCAUUCGCUGAUAACAUCAUUAGCACUGUACUUCUCAGGUACCUACACGACCCGCAGGACAGUGCAAUCUUAGAUGUACAAAGUGCGAACCUCGCGCCAAGAACGUCCAUCAUAGAAUCGCAGCUCAGGACUAAAAAGACAGUAUACCUUGCUUUGGGUUGCCCUUCAUUCCUCAUGCAUCGAUACGUAUACACACAGACGAAAACGGGCCCAGUGCGAGACUGCUGCUCCAUCUACAUGAAGAAGGAUGUCAUCACCAGUUGCUCCCCGCAUGUUGGCAAUGCUUCCUUAGAAGGAAUAUUUGCCUUCGAGAGAAAGCAGGCUCUCGUGGUUCGAAAACACUGCUACAUGAGGAGAUUCAAGCGUGUAACUGUUGCCGAUAUGACUAACGGCAUACGAGGUGUCGACUGGGCCACAUUUCUAAAUGAUAUAGUUGGACUUAGAUCAUCCUUUAAGGUUCUUCCAAGGACAGAAAUCCUAAUUCGCUCCAAGAACUAUCUUCGCUACGUGGCAAGUUUGAGGCAAGGAGCCAAGAACGUGCGUGCUGUAAACUACAUUGAUCGCCGUUUGCUGCAUCUUUUUGGGCGACACGCGUCGAGAGAACUGCGACUGUACGAGGACACAUUUAGAGAAGUUGACAUCAACAUGCGUCUAGAGCAGGGCCUUUCCAAGGAGAGUCUCAUGUUGGCCAACGAUGGGAUGCCCAUGGCUGUCGGUAGAGUGUACCUUGAGAUUCGCACCCGAAUUAUGAUAUUCAUUAAGGUCAACGGAAUGGUGCAAAUCAUACUCUUUGACUUGCACAUGCUUUUCGAGGCAUCUUGGAUUGUUAGUGGUGAGCUCCUAACCGCCUACGCCCAUAUCGGUGCCAUCCAAACAAUGAUCAGCAUUCCACUUCGGGUUGCAGACGAUGCACCUCUCACAGAAUACUACAAUGACCUGGCCAUGGAUUCAUACAACGCCCCGUUCUUAGGGCUGCUGGUGAACGCCACAAGGCACAUCGCCAAGAAACGAUUUACGUACCUUGACGUCCAAGAGGACAUUAUCUCCGGCACAGAUGAAGAGAGGAAGACAGCCCAAGAAAGUAGGGCCGCCAUCAGCAUCAAGCACCUGCACUACCUCUUUCCAGAUAGGAUAGUAGAUCUGAACCUUCAUAGAUGCAACCCGCGCCAAUCCGUUGUGUAUGACGUUGUCGACAACGUCACUGUACCACCCGCUGGCAUACUGCAGCCACCGUAUUACGAUCCGGACGUCCCGUACGCAUUAAACUACUGCGGACUGGGCGGACUCCUGCUGCACGACAUUAUCACCGAGUUCUUCCGUCUGUAUUUCAACAUUGCCAACAACGACUGGAUGGUAAAGCUGAAAUGCAUCAACAGCGGAGUAUACCCCGAGAAGGAAGACAACACCUGUGCACUUUCUGAAAGACGGAACGUGUUUACUGUCACUUCCACUAUGACGAUAGAUCGCGUUGCGUGCCACGCUUACCAUUACUACAUGGAUGCAGAGGAUGAUCAAGUCAUCUCAGGAGCCUGGCCAGCGGCUAAUGCCGACCAAAUGUUAUUCCUCUCCGCAGUGAGAACUGUGUGUUCCCUAAGGCGCGACAGACACUGGGCGCGGCUCAUGCAGGCAGACAUGACCGAGUCGCAAAUACCGCUUCUGGAGAAGAUAAAGCACGUAUUUCAAGGUCUAUCGGAGCUCUACGACGCCUUCCAUUGUAGCAGGAAUGAAAAAGAUGAGUUGUGCGCAUGUAUGGAGGAUAAACCCGUCAUGGAGGAAUCGCCAGCCACUUGA